Polistes canadensis is the source of this 3819-nucleotide messenger RNA. It is a transcript of the gene tapas, whose product is annotated as tudor domain-containing protein 7-like. The coding region runs from base 373 to 3708 and encodes 1111 amino acids. The transcript is spliced from 17 exons. NCBI's taxonomy places the organism in Eukaryota, Metazoa, Arthropoda, Insecta, Hymenoptera, Vespidae. The record is from RefSeq and is a predicted model, not a curated record.
CGCGCCUUCCGAGUAAUUUAUUAUUGCAAUUAUAAUAUGAAUUGUGGUUGGUCAAUUGAUCACGUGGUACUUUAUACUUGAUACAUGAUAGGUUAGCUUCUUUCAAUCGUGAAAGUGUGACACAGCCCAAAUAUAAUUUUCGAUCGUAUGUAUGGUACAAAUAAUGUACAAUCAAGAGGAAAUGUGCGAAGGAUUAUAUACGUAGCUGUGGAUUAACUGUUAUAAAGCGCCGGAUGUAUUAUUAGAAUAACUCUAAUUACAUAUAGGUGGAAUUAUACAUAUAUGAAGGAUCGAAUAAAGCCGAUUUGUACUUGAGGAAAGUUAUAAACUAUUUGAUACAAUUGAAUUUAUUUGACAUAUGAAGCAUCCAAAAUGGAUUAUGAUAAGGUCGUAACAAAUUUGCGUGCAGUAUUACUGUCCGCUAAAGGAGGUAUUCCCAUAAAUGAAAUAAACCAAGAUUUUAAAUUAAUUAUUGGGGAAAAUAUACCAUAUCGCAAACUUGGCUAUCAAUCUCUGGAAACUUUCUUAAAGUCAAUAUCUGGAAUUAAAAUUAUUAAUAAAGGUAGACAAACGUUCGUAGAAGUUUCUAGUGAAAAGUCUUCUCAUCUUUCUAAACUAGUAUCACGACAGAAGAGUAGGAAAAAGAAAAGUUUCCAUCACAAUUCAAUGCCAUGUCGAAUUCCACGUUUAACCAGGAAGGUCGUUGACUCUGGGAAAAAUGUUAAUGCAAAUUCUUCCAUGCUAACUAAAAAUUCGAUGAAAAACAACGCUAGUUUCAAACAAGAAAAGAUCAUACCUCUCUUGCAAGUUCCAACAGAAUAUGCACCUCUUUCUUCUUUAGAAAGACCCAGAUAUAUUCAAGCGGCUUCAGAAUCAUUUACUUCUCCUAGCAAAAAAUUGAAGGAUAGAAAAUCAAAUACUAUUCAAAUGAUAAUUAAUCAAAAUGUUAAUAAAUUUAACAACGAUAUCUUUUCUAAAAACAAUGGCAAUAGUGACAAGUCUUCUCAACCUGCGAUAACAUUUAAACCAAACACCCUGCAAGAACAUUUAAAAGUUUGUAAUAAUGAAAAAUCGUCUUCCAAUAUAAGCGGAAGGCUUAAAAUUAAUUCAAACAUUCCAUCCCAUUCUCUUAUAUGUAAUAACGUAUCGACGCCUACAAAUUCUGAAAUACUAUCGCCAUUAUCUCCUGCGCAACUAAUAGGAAACAAAUUAAAAUCAUCUUCGACCACAGAACCAUUAAAAAUCUUGGUGCAAGAAACUAAUCAGAAAGAAACAGUUUUGAAAUCAACUUUGGUAUUCAAAGAAGAUCCAAGACAUCAAUUAAGUAUCUGUGCAAAGAAUUUUAAUUUACCCGAACCUAUAUACAGGAUAUUAUCAACAACUGAUAAAAGUCCAACGGUAAUGGCUAUAUAUGCUCAUGUCAAGAUAGGAUCGUACGGAUAUAGUAAUUAUCCACACGAUGCAAGUUCCAACGACGAAGCUCAAAAAUUAGCAGCUAAAAUAGCAUUGAAGGAUCUUAUUGAUAAAUUUGGUUCAUUGUCUAACGUCACGGAAACUAUCGAUAAAAAAUUAAUACAAAAUCGUAUAAAACAAAUCGUGGAUACUCACAUGAAUGGAGUUUUCAAAGAUCAAAUACCUGCAUAUUACAAACAAAGAUACGGAGGGUGCUUACCUGCAGGUUGGUUUAAUAUCAUUGAAGAAUGCCCUGAGAUUAUAUUAGAGAAAGGUGCUGAUAAUUCUAUUAUUUUACAACGAUAUGAGAUUCGAACGGAAAAGGCAUUCCAUCCCAUUUCAACAAAAUCGGAUAAAAUAUUAUUGAAUCCGAUAGGAUCAAUAAUACCAGGACAAUUGCAAUUGCCUGAAGAUCAAUAUUGGAUUGUAUAUGUUUGUAAUAUCAUGAGUACAGUCGAUGUUUGGGUUCGAAUUGGUGGUGCUAAUUAUAGCGACAAAUUUGAUAUUAUGAUAGCCGAUAUGAUGGAAUAUUAUGGUAGAAGCCAAUCUUCUGUUAAAUUAGUCGAGAUAGGAGGUUAUUAUGCAAUAUUCGAAGAUGAUUCUUGGCAUAGAGUUCGUUGUGAAGAAUUCGAUAAUACCACUGGGGUUGUUACUGUCUUAUUCAUCGAUCAUGGCGAUGAAGUUAAACGUUCCUUAAGAGAUUUACGUAUAUUGGAUAAAAAGUUUUGCAGCUUACCGGCUCAAGCAAUACGUGUUUGUUUAGCUGGUUUGGAAGACUUGCGAGAUUAUGAAGCUGUUUUACCUCGUAUAGAAUAUUUAUUACUUGGCUUAAGUUUUUAUGUCGAAGUUCUUAAUCAUGGCUUUGAUAAAGAUGGUCCAUACGCAACGGUUAACUUUUACGAUACAACUGGUCCGGAAGAUGUCAAUUUAAAUAAAGUUCUAUAUAAACAGAUAUUAAACGAUGUAGCUUCAUCACAAAUGGAGCUUACAGAGGAUGUUACAGAAGUUUUAGUCUCGUACGUAGACAAAAAUGGCGAUAUUUACAUUCAGAUGCAAACGGAGGGAAUGAAGUACUUAUUUGGUUUGAUAAAUCGGUUGACGCAAACUAGAUUAACUGAAGAUAUUUUGGGAAACAGUACAGUUACUGUUAUUGACAGAAUGAAAAAAUAUCUUGUAUCCUUCAAUGGAAAUUGGUAUAGAGGAGAAGUGGCGAAUAUUUAUCCAAAUAGUCAAAUUAAGAUGUUCUUAAUUGAUUUUGGCACUACAGUGAUUGUGAAUAAAGCCAAUUUAUUGCAUUUGGAAUACCUUUCUGAUUUGUUAAAUAAAUUUCCUGCACAGGCUAUUAAAGUAAAUCUCCACGAUAUUGAGAAAUCAAUGUUUAAUGAGAAGAUGGUUUCUCGGCUAAGGAAGCUUGUUCCACAUGGUCAACCGAUUCUUAUAAAGGCGAUUUCACAUUCGUCUGUCAAUACACCAUUAGUAGAAAUAUUUAAACGUAUUCAACCUGAUAACAUUCUUGCUUCUAUUAAUACUACCUUAGUUUACGAAGAACUCGAAAGAACUAUUGGAGAUGGUAAUAACAAUGUCAAGUUGAAAAAACGUAUUACGUCUCGAGUUGCAACGAAUGAAAACGACGAUGUUAUAAAAACAUUAAAGCCUCCGAAGAUCGCAGGAAUUCGCGAAUUUUUUGAUGUACAUGUUACAAUGGCUGCCAAUCCUGGAAAUUUUACUGUUCAACCGCUCGAUGACAAACGAUCUUUAGAGGUAAUGAUGAUCGAAUUACAAAAAGUUUGUUUGACUUAUCAAGGAUUGUAUCCAACGAUUGAAUCGAUUAAAGAAGGCAAUUUUUAUGCGGCUAAACAUAAAGAUAAGCAUUGGUAUAGAGUAAGCGCUAUGAAUAUUAUCGAUGAAAAUAUGGUUACGGUAUAUUUCUGUGAUUUCGGUGACGUAUGUAUUCUAUCAUUAGACAAAUUACAACCUUUGAAAAGUCAGUUUUUAGAAUUACCAUAUCAAGCGAUAAAGGCCAAGCUAGUCGGAAUAAGGCCUAUUAACAAGGAUUGGUCGGUGGAAGAUUGCUUAAGAUUUCAACAGUUGGUAUUAGAAAAGAACUUUGUAUCUAUAAUCAUUGAAUCGACUCGCGACGACAAAAAUCCUGUUGAAACUAUACUUGGUCUAAAAUUGAUAGACGUAGAGACAUCGGAAGACAUUUUCAUUGAUCAACUUUUAGUAGACGAAAAUCGUGCUGUAUUUAUAGACUGAAUUGAUUAUCCUAGUAAUAAAUCAGGAUAGUAAUACCAAAAGUUAUUAUACAUUUCUACAUUGAAACAAAAGUAAUAAGAUAAAAAAAAUGAUAAAAAAAAAAUGAUAAAA